This is a messenger RNA of Pygocentrus nattereri (red-bellied piranha), 3861 nucleotides long. RefSeq names its product zinc finger and BTB domain containing 17 (gene zbtb17). Lineage: Eukaryota; Metazoa; Chordata; Actinopteri; Characiformes; Serrasalmidae. Gene Ontology annotation, molecular function: RNA polymerase II cis-regulatory region sequence-specific DNA binding; protein binding; DNA-binding transcription factor activity, RNA polymerase II-specific. Bases 980 to 3631 code for a protein of 883 amino acids. The record is from RefSeq and is a predicted model, not a curated record. The transcript has 15 exons. Gene Ontology annotation, biological process: regulation of transcription by RNA polymerase II.
CAAUCGAUCAGAGAGCGGGAGAUGGCGGAGCGUGGAGCCCGCGCGCCGAGACCGAUCGCCGAAUAGCUCGAUCGAACGGAAUCGCUAGGAGUGGCGAACUGACAGAGUAAGUUGGGCGGUUUGGGUAAAUUACACGCAGAGGUGUGAAGCUCCGGGUGCGGUUGCGAGCUGCGGAUUAAGCGCGAGAUAGCGCGUCCUUCGGUAUAGAGAAAAGCAAAACAAACGGAGCGAAAAUACGCGGAGGGCUGCAGGCCGCCUGCCGCCGCCACCAUGUUGUUUGAGGGCUGCGAGCGGGGCCAGGCACGCUGAGUUAAUCCCGGAUAGCGAGCGGAGCGGGAAGAGAGGACUCCUAAUCAAUCCGCAACAUCGUCAGCCCCACCGUGGUGGGGGAAAGGCGACAGUGCGGCUGAUGUGAAGCCCUAAACUCAUGUUUACUCGUUACACAGACAUUUAAAGAACCCACGAAGUUUGUGUGCAUUCCUGCGUGACGAGUAGCUAACCUGCCAGGUCCAGUCUGGAGCCGUUCAGUUAGCUGCUUAAGCUAGCACUGCAUACAUUAACAAACACUGGUGACUAGGUAGCUAACGUUAGCUAGUCAGCUAACCUGGCUAAGUCUUGGCCCAUUUUUAUGAGGGAAAUUAGGAAGAUGAACAUGUAGUGAUUGUCUGACCCUUCCACAGUACAAAAAUAUUUUUUUCAAGAUGAAAUUAGCCCAUAGUUAGCUAGUUAGGAUCCCAGUUUGAGCAUCAUAAUGUUUUGUCUGUUUAGUCCCAAGUUGUUUACAUAAAGCAUUGACAUGAGUUGUUAGCGGAGACGCAGUCAGAGAUCUCUGUUUUAGGUUGAAUCGUCUCAGCCAGGCUCUUCAUUCAGAACUAAGCUGGGUACAGAGCCUUGACCUCUGCCCUGGCAGCUGAUGUCAGUGACGAGUGAAUGAAGGCACUGUUAUCCAGAGUGAGGUCUGCAGUCCACUGCGCCAGUGAUGGACUUCCCGUGGCACAGUGGAAAAGUGUUGGAGCAGCUUAACCAUCAGCGGCAGCUGGGUCUGCUGUGUGACUGCACGUUUGUAGUGGAUGGAGUAGAUUUCAAGGCCCACAAGGCUGUGUUGGCAGCAUGUAGUGCUUACUUCCACACACUGUUUCUUGACCAGAAGGAUGUUGUGCAUUUGGAUAUCAGCAAUGCUGCAGGUCUUGGACAAGUUCUUGAGUUUAUGUACACAGCCAAGCUGACGUUGAACCCUCAGAAUGUAGAAGAUGUGCUGGCUGUAGCUACAUUUCUUCAGAUGCAAGAGAUUGUCAAUGCUUGUUCUGCUUAUAAGUCCCUUGCUGGACCUUCAGCAUCUAACAGUGGACAAGUGGAGGGACAUCAGAGUCUUGUUAAGAAAGAUGAUGUUGCUUCGGUUGAGGGAGAGGCCAGAGAUGUCUCCGCUGAGAAUGGUGUUCCUGAGGCAGAUGAAGCUCCCUCAUCAUCAGAAACAACAGAAAGCCAGCAGGCUACAUGUAGCACUACUGAGAGACAAAGCACUGGGGCUCAGCAAUCGGGGAGCAGAGUUGGAAGACCACUGAAGCUUGGUCAGUGUGCUAGGCAAAAGAAAGCUGAGGUGCCCGUCACCAAGACAGACACAGAGGAGAGUGCAACGAAAGAAGUAAUGGAGUAUCAAGAUGAUCCCUCGGAUGCGGAUUACACGCCAAAAUUCUCGCAGAGGCCUUCAGCCAGAAGAUCUUACAUAAGCACACGGCGAAGCAAAUCAAAAUAUGCUGCUGAGAUCCUGUCCUCACAGAAUGAUGCUUCUAGUGAAGAAGGCAUAUCAAAGCCUGCCACUGAGGAGAAUAUGACUGAGGAACAGGAGGAGGAAGAGGAGCCUGGUGGAGAGGAGCAGGCCCUGGAGGAGGAGGAUGGACAGAUGGAAGCAGAGGAUGAAGGGACAUCAGGGUCAGUGGAUGGAGAAGAGGGGAAGUGUGUGAGGUCCGGCGCUAUGGCUGAACGCAGUGAGUCCAGAGCAUACGGCUCUGUCACACACAAAUGUGAGGACUGUGGCAAGAAGUUUACUCACACAGGGAACUUUAAACGGCACAUGCGCAUUCACACAGGUGAGAAGCCCUUCACCUGCAGAGACUGUAACAAGGCCUUCUCAGACCCAGCUGCCUGCAAAGCACACGAAAAAACCCACAGCCCACUGAAGCCAUAUUGCUGUUCCACAUGUGGGAAGAGCUACCGACAGAUCAGCCUGCUGAACCUCCACAGGAAGCGGCACACGGGUGAGGCACGCUACAGCUGCGAUGACUGUGGGAAGCUCUUUACUACGUCGGGCAACCUGAAGCGCCAUCAGCUGGUGCACACUGGCGAGAAGCCGUACCACUGCGAAUACUGCGAGCGAGCAUUCUCUGACCCCACGGCCAAAAUGCGCCACCUGGAGACUCAUGACACAGACAAGGGCCAUAAAUGCUCACAAUGUGACAGAAAAUUCAAUCAGUUAGGAAACUUGAAAGCUCAUAUGAAGAUCCAUAUCGCAGAUGGGCCUCUCAAGUGUAAAGAGUGUGGAAAGCAGUUCACCACUUCAGGCAACCUGAAGAGACACCUGCGAGUGCAUAGUGGAGAGAAGCCCUUUGUCUGUAUGCACUGUCAGAGAGCCUUCGCUGACCCAGGGGCACUGCAGAGACAUGUGCGCAUUCAUACAGGGGAAAAGCCUUGCCUUUGUCUGAUUUGUGGAAAAGGCUUCACACAGGCCAGUUCACUCAUUGCUCAUGUUCGUCAGCACACUGGAGAGAAGCCAUAUGUAUGUGACCGUUGUGGAAAAAGGUUUGUGCAGUCCAGUCAACUAGCCAAUCACAUCCGUCAUCAUGACAAUAUACGACCACACAAGUGCCAUACUUGCAACAAAGCGUUUGUCAAUGUUGGGGACCUUUCCAAACAUAUCAUCAUUCAUACAGGGGAGAAGCCUUUUCUUUGUGACAAGUGUGGUCGUGGGUUUAACCGCGUGGACAACCUUCGCUCCCAUGUUAAGACUGUUCACCAGGGCAAGGCAGGCAUGAAGAGACUGGUGGUGGCUGAUGAUGAUGGAGAAGACAAGCUGCUCACUGCCUCUGCUUCAGCCUCCGAACUGGACGACAAUGAAGUCAACAUUGUUACAGUCACCACGGAUGACAUUGUGACUUUAGCUACAGAAGCCUUGGCAGCCAGUGCGGUAGCACAACUGACUGUGGUGCCUGUAGCAGCAUCUGUAUCUGCGGAUGAAACUGAGGCUCUGAAAGCAGAGAUCACAAAGGCAGUGGAGAAAGUGCAGGAGGCUGAUCCCAACACUCAGAUCUUGUAUGCCUGCGACUCUUGUGGUGAGAAGUUCCUGGAUGCCAGCUCACUGGCCCAGCAUGUGCGCAUCCACACAGCCCAAGCCCUGGUCAUGUUUCAAGCAGACUCCGACUUUUACCAGCAGUAUGCAGCGGACGGCACCUGGCAGGCCACUGAGCAGGUCAUUCAGGGAGGAGAGCUCCUCUUCCGGACGCGGGAGGGAGAAGAAGAGGCUGGCGAUGGCAGUCAGGGUGAGAUAGCUCAGACUGAAGAAGGGGACGAUCAGGAAGAACCCCAGACAGACGACGGGACAGAGACUGUACCGAUUUGUGAGACUCAGACUCAGUGAGGUUUUCCUCACAUUACAAACAAACCUUGGACAAUUGAGAUGUUUAUAUAACAUAGAGAUUUCUAGUUUUGAAAAUCAAAGCUAUUAUGAGUUGUUUUUAUAAAUUGGUUUGGAAAAUUAAAAAGGAACCUCUCAAACCAUAGCACAAGUGCAUGAUAUCAAAUAUGUAGCAAAUCUUGCUUUGGAUGUAAAAAAAAAAGUAUUUAAAAGAAGCUAUUUGUCUGAAUGGA